ACUGCCUCUCGUUCCCCUCGCUCCGGCGCGCGCUCUCACUCUGAGCAGCUACAGCGCUAAAUAAGUGAGAAGCUUCUCACAGCCACUUAAGCAUCCGCCGCAACAGCAGCACCAGAAAGCACAGUCGUCCUGGCAAUCAAGGAACCGGUGAUCUGAUAUCUUCAGCUUCUAGGACUUCUUUUUCCGAAGUCGCCUUUCAGGUCCCCUUCACCAACCCAUCCUUCCCCUCCCUCCCCAAGCACGUAGAGCACCGGCAGGGAUGCCACAUUUCUCCUGCGUAAUCUGCCUUGGAAUAUAUACGGGAUGAUGAUUCGGUAUCCAUAGCCACGGUUAACGUUGGCUGACUUCAACCAUCUUUCUGGAGGUUAUCUUGACGUAUUACUAAUGCUGUUGUUUUCUGACUGUUUUGUUUUGACUGACAGAUGAUUGUAAUGUAUUCACGAAGCUGAUGAGGUGAUUAAGGCAUUGAGUUGGACAGAAAUCAACGCCAAGUGCAGUGGAUCAGGGAGUUUGAUCGCGUCCGCAGGCGAGCAUCCCUCAGUACCCCAGAUUUUACGCAUCCGAGAACUCCAGCCUCCUGAUUCUGCUGGAAUUACGGGGUGGCAGGACCAGUGACGGGGGGAAAUAUUUACUUUGAUUACAGUCGAGAAGACGAGUCACUCUGACCCCUGUGCAGCUACCGCUACUGUGUCUUUUCUAUCACACAAACGUGUUUGAUGUAUUUUACCUGUGUGCGGGUGAACUGACCACCCCUGCCAGCCCAGAUUUUGCAAUGCCAGGGCAGUGAGGAGGUGGAUUUAAUUUCGUCGUCUUGCACGGUAGCAUGGCUCCGUCCCGGAGGGAAUGCAGAUGGGAGAUGAUCUUUCUGUCGGGAUGUGUGCUUCUGUCCGUUUGGGGAUUGCAACCGGCGCUAUCGAAAGUCUGCAACGACUACUCGAGGCACGGACAGGACAACUCUUGGUACAUGGGCAAAGACAAAAAAUUGCCCAUCAUGGUGCUGAUGCCGAUGAACGAGUCUGCGCUGAUGAGCGGCAUCAGCCAGGGCAUCGAGCCUGCAGUCGAACUGGCCAUCAGGCACAUACGCGAGUCCCGUCAGUACUCCUUCUCACUUGUCACCGAAAUCUACGACACUGAGUGUGAUAAUGCAAAAGGAUUGAGGGCCUUCUUCGAUGCAAUAUGCUACGGCCCCAAACACCUGAUGAUCUUCGGUGGGGUUUGCCCGUCGGUGACGUCCAUCAUCGCCGAGUCCCUGGAGGGGUGGAACCUGGUGCAGCUGUCCUUUGCUGCCACUACACCUGUCCUGGCCGACAAGAAGAAGUACCCCAGCUUCUUCCGGACUGUUCCGUCGGACAACGCCGUGAACCCCGCCGUGGUCAAGUUCCUCAACAUCUACAAAUGGAGCCGCGUGGGCACCCUGACCCAGGACGUCCAGCGCUUCUCAGAGGUUCGUAACGACUUGACUAACGAGCUUGAGAAGGCCGACAUCCAGAUCGCCGACACUGAGAGCUUCUCCAACGAUCCCUGUGUCAACGUCAAGAAGCUGAAGGACAAUGACGUGAGGAUCAUAAUUGGGCAGUUUGAUGAGAACCAUGCCUCCAAGGUCUUCUGCUGUGCCUACAACCUGAACAUGUAUGGUAGUAAGUACCAGUGGAUCAUCCCGGGCUGGUACCAGGGGAACUGGUGGGAACAGGCCAACUCCACCAACUGCACUACCAAGAAGCUGCUGACGGCCAUGGAAGGCUACAUCAGCGUGGAUUUCGAGCCGCUCAGUGCCAGGCGGAUCAAGGGCAUAUCGGGACGGACGCCACAGGAGUACGAGCGAGAGUACACAAAGGAGCGUGAGCAGAAGGGCGUGGAGCCCAGCAAGUUCCACGGCUUCGCCUACGACGGCAUCUGGGUGAUCGCCAAGACGCUGACGCGCGUCAUGGAGCUCCUGCGGCACAAGGAGCGGCACGAGCACAACUUCACCGUGGACGACCGCGAGGUGGGCCGCCUCGUGCUCGACGUCAUGAACGAGACCAACUUCUUCGGCGUGACGGGUCAAGUCAUGUUCAGGAAUGGAGAGAGAAUGGGAACCAUUAAAUUCAAUCAGUUUCAGGAGGGACACGAAGUGAAGGUGGGAGAGUACAAUGCCAUUGCAGACGUGUUGGACCUUAUCAACAACACCAUGAGAUUUCAAGGGGUGGAGCCUCCUAAGGACCGGACGUUUGUGCGUCUCCAGCGCUGGCACAUCAGCGUGGCACUCUACAGCAUCCUCUCCACCAUCACCAUCCUGGGCAUGCUUAUGGCCGGGGCCUUCCUCUUCUUCAACAUCAAGAACCGGAACCACAGGAUGAUAAAGAUGUCCAGCCCUUACAUGAACAACCUGAUCAUCCUCGGCGGGAUGCUCUCCUACGCCUCCAUCUUCCUCUUCGGCCUGGAUGGCUCCUUCGUCUCCGACAAGGAGUUUGAGGCCCUCUGCACUGUCCGAACGUGGAUCCUUAUAGUGGGCUACACGACAGCUUUCGGCGCCAUGUUUGCCAAGACCUGGAGGGUCCACGCCAUCUUUAAGAAUGUGAAAAUGAAGAAGAAGAUCAUUAAGGACCAGAAGCUGAUGGUUAUCGUGGGCAGCAUGCUGCUGGUAGAUCUGUGCAUCCUGAUUUGCUGGCAGGUCGUGGACCCGCUCAAGAGGACAGUGGAGGAGUACAGCUUGGAGCCGGACCCCCAGGGACGCGACUUUGCAAUCCGGCCCUUCCUGGAGCACUGUGAGAACACACACAUGACCAUUUGGCUGGGGAUCGUCUAUGCCUACAAAGGCCUCCUGAUGCUGUUCGGCUGUUUCCUGGCCUGGGAGACGCGCAACGUGAGCAUCCCGGCGCUCAACGACAGCAAGUACAUCGGCAUGAGCGUCUACAACGUGGGCAUCAUGUGCAUCAUCGGUGCCGCCGUCUCCUUCCUGACCCGGGAUCAGCCCAACGUGCAGUUCUGCAUCGUGGCUCUGGUCAUCAUCUUCUGCAGUACCAUCACCCUCUGCCUGGUGUUUGUGCCCAAGUUCAUAUCCAUGAGGACGAACCCAGACGCGGCUACCCAGAACCGGAGGUUAAACUUCACCCAGAACCAGAAGAAGGAGGACUCCAAGACCUCCACUUCGGUGACCAGCGUCAACCAGGCCAACACUUCGCGCCUGGAUGGCCUCCAGACGGACAACCACCGUUUGCGGAUGAGAAUAACAGAGCUUGACAAGGAAUUGGAGGAGGUGACCAUGCAGUUGCAGGACACGCCCGAGAAGACCCCUUACAUCAAGCAGAACCACUACCAGGACCUCAACAACAUCCUCAGCAUAAGCAAUUUUACAGAGGGCAAAGAGGGUGAGAAGACCAUCCUGAAGAACCACCUGGAACAGAAGCCGCAGGCCCAGUGGGGAUCCAUGGAUCCUUCCAGAAUAAGCAGAGGUCCACUGGAGGACAUCAACUCACCUGAGCAUGUACAGCGCAGGCUCUCCUUGCAGCUGCCCAUCCUGCACCACGCCUACCUGCCCUCCAUAGGGGGGGUGGACGCCAGCUGCAGCAGCCCCAACGCCAGCCCCGGAUCCAGCCCACGGCACAGACACAUGCCCCCCUCCUACCGGGUCAUGGUGUCAGGCUUGUGAGGAACAACCACUUCGCCCCCCUCCAACCACCCCCACCUGCCUCCAACCCAACACCACCUUCUCUGUCCUGGCCCUGCCCCUGGACCCCCACCCCCCCAUUCCCACCCCCUAUUUAUAACAUGAGGAACUGGGAGAAUAAGAAGAUGAAUGGAUGGACUGAAUUGGUCAGCGAUUAAAAGGAUGAGAGAAAAAUGCAUAUGAGGGAACGGGGGAAGGGGAGUCUUACCACACAUCCGAGGUCCUACACAUUCUACUCCCUCCAUCUGGCCACUAGCAUCAGAUAAUCAGAGAAUGGACUGAUCAUCAGGGGCUAGGAGUUGCUGGUGGGAGGGGUGGGGGGGAUGAGGAAGGUUGGGUGAUGGUUACCAUGGAGGUUCUCAGAUGUCUCAUGGUCUGCGGAGAUCACUUGCGUUUCCUUUGAUCCCCCUCCCUAAAUCCCCAACAUCUCCCCUAGACUGCAGAGACGAGCGGCAGAGGACACCACUGACCUGUAGCCUUAUCUGCUUUAAGAAAAAAGACGAAAAGGGUUUUUUCGUUUAAAUUUUUUAUUUGGUUAUUUUCUUUUAUAUGAUGUACGUCUUGGUUUCCCCUCAAAACUUGAGCAGGUUGUGAACUUGUCCGAUGUUUAGUAGUGCACUGAUGUAGUCCAUCGUAAGAGAUGUGACAGGGUUUCAGCUCAGGCCUAGAACUCGUAGAGCUGACCAUGCCGACGGACAUGUAAAUACCAUGCUUUGACAGCAGAUUUCAGUAAUCUUAUAUUAGGAAUGCCACAUUUAGCUGACCAGGAAAUGAUCGGAACACAUCAUCCAAAAGUUCCUGAAAAACAAUAUAUUGAUAUUGGCGACCAACCACACAAAAAGUAAAUACUGAUUUUAAUUGAGGCUAACCAUAUCAACUAAAACAAAACGUCAGCUUCAUGGCAACAGAGUGACUGGUAAAUGAAGUUUGAUUUGUAAAUCCCACACAUCAUCAGAAACCGGGGCCAAUUCUUUCCAAUGAAGUGGGCUAGUACACACUUUUUCUCACUUUUGAUAAAUCUGCAUUAUAACUUGUUUUUCCUUUAAAACGACCCAUGACUUUGCAUACACCAAUUACGGCUCACACACCAUCACAUGCUGUGCAUAUGACUGAAGAGUAGGUGGGAGUGGCAACACAAUAAAACAAACUAGAGACCUCACAGAACAAUAGGAGAUGAAUCUGGGUAAAAAAAAAAAACACUUUAUGUAUCUUUGUAUGUGCACACCAACACUCACAGGCAAAAAAAAGAAUCUUUUUUCCCCCUGUUGUAUCUCCUGAUAACGUUGGGGCGAAUCUCGCUGAGUCGGUCCAUGGGCCAGUCUUCCAUUGCAGCUGGGAGUCUAUCCUCCAACCUGGGGCGGGGGGGGGGGGACGACUGAAAUCCUUUAAGGGCACAGGGCACAAGAGGACAGACACAGCAUCGGGGCUGUGGACAGACCUUGGGCGGACACUGUUUAUCUGGAGAAAAAAAAAGUGUGUAUGGAUGCAAACAUGCUAGUAGGGAUGGCCAAACGUAAGGGUUUCGUCAUGCCUGCAUGCCAUGUGCCUGCUGCAAAAAGAGGAGAAUAUAUGAAUGGUGGAGGCCACUGGAGUGCAACCCGACUACAGCUUGGAGUGGAAUAACAACUAUGGGGAAGACGGACUGGCCAAUGGGAGUUCAUAUCCAGCUGUCAAGCCAGUCGUUCGUUUUUUUUUUCUAUUAUCAUUUUUAUACUGUUAUUUUUGUUUUGUUUUGUUUUCAAUCAGGAAAAGUGAACACCUGUCAAACCUUUCUAGAUGUGAAUCGAGCCAAAAAAAUAUAUACGGGGUGGGGGGCUUUGAUUGAGAUCUCACGGUUGUCAGCAUACCCUCCCUCACACAACAGACUGAAUCACAGUCCAGGAGAAAAGCACAGAGUGGUGUUUUUAAAAUAAAUCAUCCGGCGCUAAGCAACAGUGAACAUACCUCAUAGUUGCUAUAGAGAUGCAAGUCAGUGCUGUGAAAUUUGUCCAAAGUCUUGCAUAAAUAGGGUGUAGAAAACACACACACACAAACUAACACACACACAGCAGUUGUCAGACAAUUAUUUUGUAAAUCUGUGAUGAGACAACAAACAUGAAAUGUAUUCCGAAUACUUUUUUGGAUAAGCUAUGUAUUAUCAAUAUCUAUGAGGAUUUGUCGAGCAAAAUAUCUCACCAUUGGUGUCUUGGUUUUAGUUUAUGUUUGUUGAACGCUGUGCCUGUUGUUGAAUAUUGGUCCCCUACAGGAAAUGUUAUACCUUGCUUCAGCCUGGUUAAGGAACAUGACACAGAUUAUCUCGAGAGUGGAAUGCGACAACAAAUAACACAAAAAGCUUCCCGGAUGUUCCCUCAAGCGGGAGAGACCGGUAUGGGUUCAGAACUUCGGAUGCUCUCUCCUCUCGGGCCAGGGAAAACAUGGUUCGUCUGUGUACUUUGUACAAACUGGCUUGGUUCUUCUGACGUUUGUGAAGCCAAGGCCUCUCUCUCUCUUUACCAGUCAGAUGACAGCGGCCACUAAAAACAAAACAAAAAGGACACUGGGGUUUGUUGUUCUUUCAGAGACACACAUUUUUUAUAUAUAUAUUACAUUACAUGUGAUUGUGUACUACAACUUGCUGAUGCCCUGAUGGUGUCUGUGUAUGGAAAUAUUUGGUAUUCGGCUUCCUGAAGAUGGCAUGAAAUAAAAUGUUUAAGUCACAUAGAGUUAGUUCCGUUUGUGCGACUGUCGUGACCAAAACUUCACUUUGAUUCCAAGUCCCUCACACAUCACACAGCAAAUUACUCCAGAACUCUCCUACGCUCUUUGAGUCCAUUAUAAGUCCGUACCCAUAUCAGUGAACAUCAUGCAUCAGAUCGUUUUUAGAGCCAAGUGUCGCAACAAAAUAGUUCCCCUAUAGUGGAACUGUGUUUGUACAGAACACUCUCAUUUUCUAUGUAGACUGUAACGUUCUUCAUUUGACAAGGCUCAGAAUAAAGAGCACAACAUUAACAGGACCUAUCUAUCAACACCAUCAGUGAUGGACUCAGAAAUUGUCCACCAUCUGUUGUUGACAAGAAAAGCCAAAUGUUGGCAUCGUUGAUUUGCUUACAGGUUUUAUGUCCCAUAUUAUUUCGUAAUACACUCUAAAUAGGUCAGUACAACGGUGGUGGCUAAAGGGCUUCUACAUACUUUAGUGAACUGAUUGUUGGAAGGAUGAAACCAGACCCAUUUGAUUUAUUUUAUUCUUUGAUUCUAAUCGAAAUGGUAAUAUGUGUUCUUGAUAGAAAUUUUGAAAAAAAAAAAACAAUACUGUGCAAAAGUCUUAAAGGUUUUAGCUGCAUGGACAUUUUUGCAUUACAAUGCUUUUCCAAGAAAGUUGUGCUGAAAAGUGGGCUUCUCCCUUUAGUCUUUGAAAUAAAUGUAGCCGAAUGUAGUUAACAAGUUAGAAAUCAUUUUAAAAAAAAAGUUCAUCAAGGCAAUAAUACAAAAAAAAGUUAUUUGAUAAAUUUACAUAUGCUGCUUUAGCUGAUAAGAAUCCAAAGAUCUGGACUUUUUAUACAUGUAUACAUACAUUUAUACAUGAGUGGAAAAGGCAGUAUACUUCAGACUUUUGCACAGCACUGUUGUGUUAAAAUAUGAAACGCAGACAAUACUUCAUCUAUAGAUACAAUAUAUUACAUAUAUAUAUAUUUCCAUAUUAAAUGUCACUUCCAUAUAUGGUAUUCUAUGCAUAGAUUGUUGAAUUUAUUUUAAAUGUGUUUUCUUAAUAAAUUCUAACAGUGCAGAACAUAGCAUUUAUGAAAGUGGCAAUAAAUGGUUCUCAGAUAUAGCCUACCUUGAAAGAAUGAGAGAUGCUAAACUUAAAAAAAUAAAAUACAAAGGCAUAUAUUUUAAUAGCAAAUAUAUGUACUAUUACAAAUGCAUCUUCACUGGAGGGAAAGACUGUCCAAUCCAGCACCUCCACACUGCUUAUUGCAACAACUUCUUGUUCCUUACAGCGUGUGUUUGUGUUUAUGUACUGUAAUGUACAGAUGUUUAAUGACAAACCAUGUACAUUGAAACUCUGCACAGGAUUCACAAGGACAUUUUUUCUAAAACCAUUGAUUGUUCUGACAGGUUAGGUCACAUGUGUCAAUGUGCAGGACUUUGCCUUUUGUUGUUGACAUUUAGAUGAAAAAAAAGUCAGCACAAUGUUUGUUGGGGAACACCUACCACAUCCUCUGCUCUAGAUUGACAAGGUGUUUCAGUAUUUGGCUGUUGGGAUUCGGGAUUCGGAUCAGGUCACUUGUCCUGUGAUCCACAGAUGGUGGGGCAUUUAUAGAAUACAACAGAACUCUCCACACAAAGCUGUCACUGUUUGCUUGUGCUUUGACUUAGGGUCGAUCACAAAUUUCAGUUCUAUCUUUCAAUUACUUGGCAAGUGGACUAAAUGUGAAUUUACCUUUUUGUCUCAAGUCCAUCUUUUUAAACUUUCUUUUCUUUUCCCAAACUGAUCACCAGAAGGUACGUUGUGUUGCGGGUGAGAUAUUCGAAAUACAAACAAAAAAACGUUGUUGUACACAGACAGUGGUGGUCCACUACCAAGGAGGUCUUUAUGGCAUAACUUUUUAUAAGAGUCUCACAGGCAAUAAAAGCUCCAACAAAGUCCACCCUGUUGUGAAACACCUCUUUAAAUUUUGAAUUGUUCCUCUAUAAAAGGUAUAUAUUUCUUUGAUCUGUGUCUGGGACAAUGCGCAAUGGGGCUCUAGGAAUCAAUAAUACUGUACAACAUUUUUGAACAAAUGUUGGUCAGGAUGGACAACUGUUUUACGGUUAUUGGCCAAGGGACAGUUGUAUGAUGAUACACAGGCCACCUCAGCAUCCUAUGAGAAAGACAGACUUAUCUCGAUGUACAUAUUGUAUACAAGACAUUUUUCUGUAGAGGUAUUAUAUGAUAGUGUGUGUAUGUGAGUGUGUGUGUGUAUGGGGUGGGAAAGUGUUAAAAUGAAAAGAUAAAAAAAUGAAGAAAAAAAAUGGAAAAAAAACAAACAAAAAUGAAUGUUGGAGGUGAGUGUGGUUGUGCAGCCACUCUAUGACCAUGUACCGUCUCCACGUUUACAUUGAGCUAAUAGACUGCUGUUCUGUGUUCAGUGCUGGGCUAGUUCUCUUUUUUUUCAGACACACACACACACAAAAACAUUCGUGCCCAUCAAGAUCUAGGAGAUUCACCAUUUUUUUUUUAUUUAGUUUAUAUUUUUUGCUUUCUUUUUCUGUCUUUAAAUUUUAAAAAAAUAUAUUAAAAAAGUACUUUUAGACGUGCAACACCUCAAUGUGUCACUGAUGUUCAGCUCUGUGUGACGGCACACAAGUUUUAUUUCCUUUCUUUUUUUUUCAAAAAUAAAAGUGGAUGUGAUCAUUUCAUAUUCAUGUACCCCGUAAAACUGCAUGGAACCAUAACAUUUUUAAUAAAUUAUUGCAAAAACUGGUUUAUUAAUAAAAUGAAAAAAAAAAAAUGA
This is a messenger RNA of Clupea harengus (Atlantic herring), 9120 nucleotides long. RefSeq names its product gamma-aminobutyric acid type B receptor subunit 2 (gene gabbr2). The record is from RefSeq and is a predicted model, not a curated record. Gene Ontology annotation, cellular component: membrane; G protein-coupled receptor heterodimeric complex. Gene Ontology annotation, molecular function: G protein-coupled GABA receptor activity. Gene Ontology annotation, biological process: gamma-aminobutyric acid signaling pathway; G protein-coupled receptor signaling pathway. NCBI's taxonomy places the organism in Eukaryota, Metazoa, Chordata, Actinopteri, Clupeiformes, Clupeidae.